Messenger RNA from Achroia grisella, 1088 nucleotides. RefSeq names its product probable Bax inhibitor 1 (gene BI-1). The record is from RefSeq and is a predicted model, not a curated record. NCBI's taxonomy places the organism in Eukaryota, Metazoa, Arthropoda, Insecta, Lepidoptera, Pyralidae. Gene Ontology annotation, biological process: negative regulation of RNA splicing; negative regulation of endoribonuclease activity; cellular response to unfolded protein. The coding region runs from base 240 to 944 and encodes 234 amino acids. Gene Ontology annotation, cellular component: mitochondrial membrane. The transcript is spliced from 5 exons. Gene Ontology annotation, molecular function: enzyme binding.
AAAUAUCUGUCAGAACUCGCAAGAAAAUUACGUUCGACCCUCUAGUUUGUGAAACUGUCUAAUUUUACCUCACCAGAUUCUUUAAAAUCUUCUGAAUAGUCUAGAAUUAUUUUAUAAAUUUAUAAUUUGUAGUUAAAAUAAUACUUUGCAUAUAAUUUGUGAAAUUUUACUUGGAAAAUAACUGUUUUAGCUAAUUUGGGAUUGAGUAAUAUCAAUUGGGCAUUGGUAAUAUCUUCAACAUGACGCCCAACAUUCAAACAUUCAUAAACAGCUUUCAAAAUAGACUUGAACAGCCAGUACGCCAGCAUCUGAAAAAUGUCUAUGGCACAUUAACAAUGACAUGUGGUGCAGCCACUGCUGGAGUGUUUGUUGACACAUACACCAGAUUCCAAGCAGGAUUCCUUUCAGCAAUUAUUGGUGCUGGCCUUAUGCUAAUGUUGAUUGCCACUCCAGACAAUGGCAAAAACACAACUUUACGUCUUGGAUAUCUGCUUGGGUUCGGAUUAACAUCAGGAAUGAGCUUGGGUCCACUAUUAGAGUAUGUCAGCGUUGUUGACCCCUCCAUAAUUGUAACAGCACUUCUGGGUACCACUGUUGUCUUUGUGUGCUUCUCUGUAGCAGCCAUGUUAGCUGAACGUGGCAGCUGGUUGUUCCUCGGUGGCCCAUUGAUGACUUUGUUUACAUCCAUGUCUCUAAUAACAUUAGUCAACAUCUUCACACAGUCACAUUUCCUGUACCAAGCUCACCUUUACCUUGGCCUCGUCCUUAUGUGCGGCUUUGUACUAUUUGACACUCAACUAAUAAUCGAGAAACGCCGCAUGGGAAAUAAGGACUUUGUACAACAUGCUUUGGAGCUGUUUAUUGACUUCAUUGGUGUAUUCAGAAGACUGCUUAUUAUUUUAACACAAAAGGAAGAACAAAAUCGUCGUCGUAAACGUGACUAAAUGAUGUCAUUUAAAACCUUUCAAGCACCAUCAAAUUCAUUUAUUUUAAAUAAAUAUAUAUACUAUAAUAUUAUGUAACAUAUUGUGUGUUAGGGGAUUUCUAAAUUCUUUAGUGAAAUAAAUUUAUUGGAAAUGAUUGGAAUA